AUGCCAGUUGGGCAAACAACCAAGAAUGGAAAAGUGCAUUACAAAGACACAUCUUAUAAUGGAGUAAUUGUUAAUGGCUUUUACAAAAAUGGCACGGGAAUACCUACAGAUGGCAAGUUUGGCCCUGCUAACUCGAAAGAAUUGAAAGGCCUUCGAUGG
Molecule: messenger RNA, 159 nt
Organism: Paramuricea clavata
Lineage: Eukaryota; Metazoa; Cnidaria; Anthozoa; Malacalcyonacea; Plexauridae
Source: the annotation of a GenBank genome assembly